Molecule: messenger RNA, 639 nt
Organism: Cylindrotheca closterium
Lineage: Eukaryota; Bacillariophyta; Bacillariophyceae; Bacillariales; Bacillariaceae
Source: the annotation of a GenBank genome assembly
AUGCCUGGUGGAAGACACCAAGGAAGAAGCGGCCGAGGAGGCCAUGGCAGAAGAUCUAUCCAGCAGACCGGUCGAGGGUCUCAAGGAAAGAAGACCGAACGAAAGAAGCAGUACCAUCCUCACAAUCCUGAAUAUACUCAUGGUCAGGUGACAGUGUACUUGCUUGAAGCUAUUGCACUUAAGGGUUUGGAUUACGCUCAAGACGCAAUCGCGAGUGUACAAAAUAUGGCCCAUGUGGACUUUGAUGCUCUAAGAGGGAGCCAAACGGUCUCCAAACCGGAAAAGAACGAUACUGAGUUCCACAAGAACUCAAGACAAGCUCAACUUGAUAGGAACUGGGAAAAUCUUAAUAAUAAGAUUGACAAAAGGGAAGUGAUCUACAACACAAAUAAAUAUACUGUUGCUGCAAUCAUCACCAAGCAUUUCAUCACAUCGGCAAUGAGAGACAAAUUGAGCAAUGAAACUGAUUGGAUAGACCUCCAAGAAGACCACGUGAAGUUGUUGAAGCGUAUGCAGACGUUCAUGACUGUCACGGAUGAGACCAAGUGGCAACACUUUGGACUCAUGGAAUCUCUCAAGAGAUUCACGAACUUCACUCAGAAGCAUAUAUAUAUAACUGAUGCAUUAAUCGUAUUUUAA